Messenger RNA from Odocoileus virginianus texanus, 1143 nucleotides. Lineage: Eukaryota; Metazoa; Chordata; Mammalia; Artiodactyla; Cervidae. The record is from RefSeq and is a predicted model, not a curated record.
ACUUCAUGCAGAUUUCUGUUGGAUUUAUUAUUCCCAAGAUUACAGUUUACCAAGCUGUAGUAUGACUUAGCCUCUUGUUAAAACUUAAGAAGCAUAAUAAUUAUAUACUUGUAAGUCAUCUCAGAGUAAUUCUGGAGUAAUAUUUGAGAUGCGUAAUGUUAUUUUCUUAUCUAGAAAGUGGUAUUUCUUAAUAACAAUUGUAUAUCACUUUCUUUCAUAAACUGCUCACUCUCAUUUGUUCUCUCCCUAUCCACUCCCCUUCACCAAUUUCAUUUUCAGAGCAGGUCUUUGAAGUAGAUAGUUACGUUUUAUUUUCAGAGAGAUAGACACACAGUGAAUUAACUCUCAGAACUGAGCCUUGAACCUGUACAUUCUGAAUUCGUAUGUUGUGUUAUUUGUAUUCCUUUGCUCUGCUAUAUUUAAAGCUUCACUUUUUUUUGUUGUUAUGUUUUUAAACAAAGGCACAAAUAGAACUCUGAUUCAUAAUUUGUCAGUGGAUCUUCCUUUAGUGACCUUUAGUUAUAACGUGCCCAUAAGAUUAUGUCAUUUGAAGAAAAAAAAAAAGAUUAUGUCAUUUGUUUUUGCAGCCAGUUAAGCCGACUGUGCUCUUUUCCCCAUGGGGGCCCAGUGUGCAAUGGCUGCAAACAGCAGCCUCCCUGGUAGUGUAUGCAACCUGUUGCCUGUACAGGUAGCCCUAAGGGACCUUGGAGACAACUCUUCCUAGUGGGCAUUCAUGGCUGGCCUGCUCUUUCUCAAUCUAGACUCCAGAUGGGUAUGCGCAGUGCCUUUGGAAAGCCCCAGGGCACAGUGGCCAGGGUCCACAUUGGCCAGGUCAUAAUGUCCAUCUGCACCAAGCUGCAGAACAAGGAUCAUGUGAUUGAAGCCCUCCGCCGGGCCAAGUUCAAGUUCCCUGGCCGUCAGAAGAUCCACAUCUCCAAGAAGUGGGGAUUUACCAAGUUCAGUGCGGAUGAAUUUGAGAACAUGGUGGCAGAAAAGCGACUCAUCCCAGACGGCUGUGGGGUCAAAUACAUCCCUAAUCGUGGUCCCCUGGACAAAUGGCGGGCCCUGCACUCAUAAGCAUCAGCUCUGUUCCCUCCUUAAUCACGCUCACCAAUAAAUGCUAUUUCCUGUCAAAAAAAAAAA